UGUAGCUUUCCCCCCCUUUUGGCACAUGUUAUGAUCAUUUUCUGGAUGUCAUGUUAAAAGAAUUAUGUAACAUUUUAAGUAAAAACGCACUUGAAAGAUAAGUCAGCUUGCCCCUGAUUUACAUAUCAAAACAAAGAGUGAUCAAAUUAUUUUGUAUAAAAUUGUAUUUCGUUUUCUUGCAAUAUCUUAACACUAAUUCAUAUGUAUAAUUACAUGUAUUAUUAUACAGAACAAAUAAGCAUUGUAAUUAAAAUAUAUUAAAACAAUUAUAAACUAAUUUUUAAAUUGGUUAUUACUGAUUUACUAUUUAUCAGCAUUAGAGUAGAAAUAAAGCAUGCUCAUAUGUUUGAGUCCCUGCAACAUAAUAAGAAAUGAACAAUAAGCAUGGUUUCGUAACUAAUAAAAUCAUUUUCUAACCCUUGGUGCUUCAGACAAUGGCAAAUCAAAUUUCGUGCGAAUCACUCCAGUCCACAUAUGCGGCCUAAAAUCAGCCCUAUAAAACUGAUCAUUGCGAAAAAGUACAGCCUGUUUUGUUCGUCUGCAAGUUUCGGAAACGGCUGGAAGAAUGUCCAAAUGUUGUAUGGAAUCGCGGCGGUUUCACACCACAAUGUUCCUCAAAAUGCUCCGGUCGAUCGGAAAGAAUAGGGAGUUAAUAUGGCUGUCCACAAUUUAUCUGUCAGUGGAGUAAGCUCGCCUUGUGCUGCCGACACGACGCGCAUAACAACCCAUUUAGUUCCCAUAAUUUCAGAGCUUCUUGUCCCCUCCCCUCUAGACACAGACAACAACAUACACCUUAAUAGGGGCGCGUCUCCGACACAGCCGCCGACCAAUAACCCGUCUGUCUGGGCAGAGACCAAGGGGAUGAGCGCUCGCCGAGGCCCAAUCAGCGCUUUUGUGUUGCCUGCCGGUGCCGGGGACUGGUCGUGAAGAGCUACAGCAGCGCUUCAGGAUCGGAGAGCGAACCCGGAGCCAGAGGAAUCUGAAGGGUAAAGGCGAGUCAGGAUGGAGCGGAUAUCUGAGGAGGCGUUGAGGCUGAACCUGCUGAAGCGGGGUCUGGAGGCGCAAGAUGAGCGGGACGAGGCACUGGCCAAGCGCCUGAAGAUGGAGGGUCACGAGGCCAUGGAGAGGCUUAAGAUGCUUGCCCUCCUCAAACGCAAGGAUCUGGCCGCUUUGGAGGGGGCGGCGGUUGCGGCAGCCAUGGCAGAGGGCAAAGGCCCCGGGGGCAGCCAGGGGCUGAUGGGAGCUGUGGCCUACGAGGAGAAGAUGAAUGGAAGUUUGAGAGUCGGGGGCCAUGGAGGUCCAAGUAAGAAUGGGAAGGAAAACAUAGUGGAUGAGCCAGUGGACAUGAGUGCCAGAAGGAGCGAUAUAGUUCGAGAGCGACGCACUCCAUCACCAGACGUUAUCAUUUUAUCAGACAACGAGGCAUCCAGCCCCCGGAGCACGCCUCACCCUGAGGAGAAACAGCAUCAGGCCAACCUGGAGAUGUUUAAGGGGAAGACUGGCGACGAGCGGCAGCAGAUGAUCAAAGCUCUCCGAGAGGAGCUCAGGCUGGAGGAAGCCAAGCUGGUGCUCCUGAAGAAACUGAGGCAGAGUCAGAUGCAGAAGGAGAACGUAGUGCAAAAGGUGCCGGUGGUCCAGAAUGCCCCGUCAUCAGUGCAGCCGUCACCCAUGCACAGCUCUCAGGGGCUCGGGAAACUACCUGUGCGGCCCGGCAUGCACUCAUCUGAGCCUCAGAGCCUGCGCACUGCACAGGGCCACACAGUAAUCAGGUCUGCUGCCAAUGCAUCUUUGCACCCAAUGAUGAUGUCACAGCGGGUUAUUGCUCCCAAUCCUGCCCAGCUUCAGGGUCAGAGAGUGCCCUCCAAGCCUGGCAUGGGCCGCUCCUCCACAGGUGGUUUGGGUAACGCAGUGAGCUAUCAGCAGGCUGCCAGCCAGCAGGUGGGGGUCUCGCAGCGUUCAGGCUCGUCCUCGGCUAUCUACAUGAACCUGGCACACAUGCAGGCAGCAGGAGCAGCUGGCGUUGGGGUGGGUGUGAGUGGGGUUGGUGCCGUCAGCCCCUCCACCCUUUCCAGUGCCUCCAGCGUGGCUUCUCUGAACGACCAGGCCAGCAGCCAAGCAGCCGCUAAACUGGCCCUCCGCAAGCAGCUGGAGAAGACCCUGCUGGAGAUACCUCCACCUAAACCUCCAGCGCCCCUGCUGCACUUCCUGCCCUCUGCUGCCAACUCUGAGUUCAUCUACAUGGUGGGGUUGGAGGAGGUCGUGCAGAGUGUCAUUGAUAGUCAGGGUAAAAUGCGGGGGUCACUGCCACACGUGGAGCCGUUCUUCUGUGCCCAGUGCAGGACUGACUUUACCCCACACUGGAAGCAGGAGAAAAGUGGUCGCAUUCUCUGUGAGCAGUGCAUGACGUCCAAUCAGAAGAAGGCCUUGAAGGCCGAGCACACCAAUAGGCUCAAGAAUGCUUUCGUUAAGGCUCUGCAGCAAGAACAGGAAAUAGAGCAGAGGUUGCAGCAGCAGGCUGCUCUGUCCCCCAGCUCUGCCCAGACUGUGCCCAGCGUGAGCAAAGGGGAGACCAUGAUCCGACACCAUGCCCUCCGACAGACUCCCCAGCCACAGGCCGCUCUACAGCGGGGUCUGUCCAGCUCAGCACGAGGUGUCCUCUCUAACUUCGCCCAGGCCUCCCAGCUCUCAGUGGCCAGUGGGCUGCUGGAUAUGACAAGCAAGCGCUGUGGCAGCAGUACCAGCAGCAGCAGUCGGGCUCAGCAUGACAGCCGCAGGCAGAUCUACAGCAUCCCUGGUCUGAGUAUUGCCUAUCUAAAUCCGGGAGCCAUCGGGGGCCACAAGGCAUCCAGCCUAGCGGACCGUCAGCGGGAGUAUCUGCUCGACAUGAUUCCCCCACGCUCCAUAUCCCAGUCCAUCACCGGGCAGAAAUGAGCCCUGACGGGACUGCAGAUCCCCCUUUCAGACGCCCCACCACCCCUCUGUCCUACAUCAGAACAUCCCCCAACACAUACACACGCACACCAUCACCCCAUCGCAUGCAGUGCCUGUCCGUGUGCCUACCCAACUAACCCAUAAGAACAGCUCUAUCAGUCAGACUAUAAACACCAGACUGUCAGUGCAUUUCAAACUUCGGUUUCCUACUAUAGCAAAGCUCUUUAUUGUUAUCUCAACUUAUUAUUGCUGUUGUUAUUGCUACUUCUAUUAUUAUCACAGUUAUUAUUAUUAGUAGUAUUAUUGUUGCUUCUGUUACA
This is a messenger RNA of Sinocyclocheilus anshuiensis, 3251 nucleotides long. RefSeq names its product transcriptional repressor p66-beta. The record is from RefSeq and is a predicted model, not a curated record. NCBI's taxonomy places the organism in Eukaryota, Metazoa, Chordata, Actinopteri, Cypriniformes, Cyprinidae. Gene Ontology annotation, biological process: negative regulation of transcription by RNA polymerase II. Bases 1003 to 2931 code for a protein of 642 amino acids. Gene Ontology annotation, cellular component: NuRD complex. The transcript is spliced from 11 exons. Gene Ontology annotation, molecular function: sequence-specific DNA binding.